Messenger RNA from Dromaius novaehollandiae (emu), 4307 nucleotides. It is a transcript of the gene FSIP1, whose product is annotated as fibrous sheath interacting protein 1. The record is from RefSeq and is a predicted model, not a curated record. Lineage: Eukaryota; Metazoa; Chordata; Aves; Casuariiformes; Dromaiidae.
UUUUUUUGUUUCGGGAAUGUUUUGUGUCUCUGCUGUUGCUUAUCUGUGUCUCUUCCGUUUUAAUUAUUUUGGUCUUCUGCGCUUACUUGGUUUCCUCCAUCCCCAGCAGAAUGAAAGAGGCUUUUACAAAAUCUUCAGACACUGUCCUCUGUCACCGGUCACAAUGGAUAUUACAAGGGGGAGCUUGGAUAAAAUUUCAAGGCCUGCAUCUAGCUCAAGAGCUUAUCCUAGCUGUAGAUCUUUAAGUGCAUCUAUGGAGGUAUUAACACCAGAACCAUGUUUGCCAAAGGUUGAUUCACCUAUCAGUUUGACCAGUAAUCAUCAAAGACACAGUUUAGAAUACUGCUCUCCAGAGGAAAACAAAGAUGAUGACAGAGAAAAAUCUGACAUCAAGAGAAUAAGAACAGCUAAACAAACCUCAGUGGAGAAUAUUACUUACGCUUUUCAGGAGUAUACACGAAAUCCUAGUGAGUUGCCAGGAUCUAUCUCUAAUUCAGAUUCUGGGGAUGAUAGUGCUGAAAUACAGACUUCCAAAUUCAGUGACCCUUCCCAAGGAAAAAAAAUAACAAACUCCGCCAACUUAGAUUCUGAACAAACAGGUGUAGAUCCUCUGAUUCAAGCAGCUAUAAGGAAGAUGAAUAAACUUGACACAAUACUGGCAAAAAAACACUUUAAAGAGAGAGCAAUUAAAAAACAAGGCAAAGAAAUGAGAGCAAAGCUCUGGGAAGAACUUCAGUCUAUCAGUACCUCUGGAAGUCAUGAGGAGAUAGAAAACACAAAACGUUUUUUAGCUUUGAUCUCAUCAUGGCAGGAUACAGCUGAUCCCUUCCUCAUUAAAGAAGAUGAAAUAAGUAUUUCAAUAUUUCACACACAAAUUAAUCCAGAAGAUUAUGAUUGCCAUAAAAGCCAGCAUAAUCAGGAUGGCCCAAAUGAAAUAAAAACAAAUGGAUUUCUGAAUCAAGCAGAAAAAACACAUAAUAAAAGCAAAAGCAAUCAGGAUUUCAUUAAAAAGAACAUUGAGCUGGCAAAGGAUUCAGGAAACCAGGUUGCUUUGCUUGAGGAAGAAAAGAAAAGGUUGAUUGAACUAUUGAAAGAUACAGAAGAUGGAAGUGAACUGCAGGGUCUUGAGGAAGAUGGAUCUGGCUGGCUAGUACCAGGAGAAGGGUACACACCUGAACCAAUGGAAUUUCAUCACCUAAAUGAAAUAGAUAUUAAGCUUCAGGUACUAUCUGAUGGGGAUUUUUCUGCAAUUCACAGCUCUUGCUCAAAACCUCCAAGCCAGAUUUAUCAGGAAUCUCUGGCUUAUGCAAACAGAAAACUAGAAACAGUUCCAGGUGAGAAGGUUCUGCGAUACAGUAAGGAACACCGUGAUCAACAGAACCGCCUGAAAGAAAUAGACCAUCAGCUGGAAUCCCUGGAGGGAAAUCUUACUGAAGAACAAAUGGGCCUCUCUGAAGAGCAGCUUAAGACCCUUCUGGAAGAAUGUAUGCGGUCUCAGAGAACAAUGAGCAACGUUACCAUGCCAAAAUCUCAGGAAUCUCUUUCUUGUGGAUUAAGUCCGCCUUGUUACACAAGUCAGGACUCCACUCUUCACUCCCCAUCUACUCUUUCCAAAAUGUUAGUUGAAGACCAUAUUGUACGGAUGUUAACAGCUCAGGAAAAGGCUGGACUUGAAGACAAAAGCUAUGUGCUAAUGCAGAGUGAAAUCCCUGGCUACUAUCUCAGCAAAGCAUUGGCUGAUAGUCAUUUAUCAAAGGAUUCACUGGCCCAAACAGAGGAACCUGAUGACCUAGAAGGUUUACAGAAGAUGGGAGAUAAGAGUAUUACUGAAGGUUACUUUAUGUCAAGAGCACUGAACACAAAAAAGUUGAAGAAACCUUCUUUCUUGGGUGAACCAUUAUAUUGCAUCAGCAUGAACAAUGAGCUGUCCGGGGAGACUGACAUUCUCAGCAUACCACUGCAAACCAAAGGAGGUGAAACUCCUAACAGCACUUUAGAAUAGGCUUUUGAUUAUGAUGAAAAACCAAACAGGUUCUCACCAAAGGUGUGCACUAAUACACACUGAUUAGUAUCAUAGGGCAAGGAUGCACUUUUAUUAAAUGUAAAACUGUGCCAAAAACAGUAUGCACAAAAUAACAGAAUGUUAUCAAAAUGCUUGCCUGGACAUAAUUGGCUGUGAGACUAGAACCAUUAUGAAAUAAAAUACUGAUGGCGAUUAAUUCUGUGAGCUGGAAAACAUUGUUGACUACACAUAUGGAUUAUCUUUUUGAUAACAGAAAAUCAUGUUCCCUCUUGUGUGGAGAACAAAUAGUCUCCCGAGAGCUGGUAUGACAAUUCACACAAAAAUCCAGUAGUGUUUCUUGAAUGUUUUUAAUGAGGUAAACUCCAUAGUAUAGAAACAAACACAAUGUAGCUAUAUUACAAAAUAAUAAAUUGCUUUCAGAGAAUUCAAACUUGCACAGAGAGGAUACCAAAAUGAGUAAAUAUUGCAUAAUUUCGGUAAAUUACUUUUUGCUUAGUAAAGGAAGAAUAGACUUUAACCAGUGAAAAAUCAAAUUCAGCCUGUCUGGUGCUAUUAUAAGAUUUUGGAUAGGUCUCUAUUUUUUCUGACUUUUACUUAAAUGAAAUUAUAUAGUGAUUUCUUUAUAUAAAUCUCCAUUUACAUUUUUAGCCUAAGACCACUUCUCUUUCUGGAAAACAAAUUGUUCAAAUAAGCCAGAUUUUAGCAAGUGCCUCUGCAUCUUUAAUUUCUUUCAUAAAAAUGUUGACAGUAUGAAGAUAUUUAUGAUUAGAGUGCUAUAGUUUAAUUGUAUUAGGAAUUAAUAAUUUUGGGGGGGGUUGUCAAGAUAGAUCUUUUGUUAUACAGGUAGCCUCUUCCAAAUUUGGAGAAACAUUUCUGCACGGUCAUUGGUAUUUUAGAAGAGCAUCCUGAUGUCUCUUUACUACAUUAGAAUUUCAGAGUUAUGAUCACUGCUGUUUCUUGGAUCGUUCGUACUUAACCUUUCUACACAGAAGGGAAUGAUAAUGUCUUUUUUUUAAGUGAUUCCACCUAACAGAAAGCAAGAAGGCAAAUUGUUGGUGUGUUUACACUGCCAGGCAAACUUGGUUCCCAGACUUACCUGCUAUUCAUAUUAUUUAUCCAAAAUGAGACUUAGGCCAUAGUUACACUACGAACCUGUAGAAAGGCAAUUUUGGGGCUGUCAGCUAGGUUCACAUGCGAGUCUUGCUCUUCACAUAAAUGCUAGUGCCAGAAGUGAUCUGCACCAGCGUGUGGUUGUGGUGGUGGUGCUGGGGAACACUGUGGAGAACCAUGUCUGCCAAGGGCAAUGCGAUCUAAUGUAGGAUUAAAAUGGCUAAAUAUUUAGUAGCAGUCUUGCUUCUUGAGCACCUCAGUGAGGAAAAUUGAAGUUUAACAUGUGGCCUUAACAUGAAUUCAAGUUCUCUUUCAUUUAGUUUGAACAGAUGUAGUGCUGUCAGAACCAAGUGUGACCCAGUACCUUCUACCAGCUUCGUUUUUGCUCUCUCUUUAUUAGUGUAUUUUAAGGUGGGGUAUAUUAGUUCAAGCAAAACAUGCACUGUAGCCACUAUGAUGUGACCUGAGCAGGUAACCAUUUGAACCUGUUGAGGUAGACACAGUCAGUAUGUGGUGACUUUAUUGCACAAGAGAGAGAAGGAAAUUGCAACAAACCACACUGCUGUUAAGCAGUUUUCCAUCCAUCCAUCCAUCCAUCCAUCCAUUUCCAUACAUCUCACGGUAGAGUUUUUAAGAGUCUGUAAAGUGACUAGCGUUAUGUUUAUCACAUAAUUUAAAGACCUUUGAGUCAUAAUCCUGCAUUGUGUCAGAGCAAUACAAUGUGGUGUUUUGAUUAUUUAUUUCAGUAGCAGUGGAGUAUUGUUCAACCAUAUAGACCUCAAAUCCAUACAGUUAAUUGUACAUCUUGAUUUAGAAGCCAUUUAGCUACCCAGUAUUUUGCGGGGGGAGAAGGUGUCUUGAAUUUUCAGAACUCUCUAAAUAUUUUCUUUUUUUACUAAAAAAAUAAGAAAAAAAGGAAAAAUCUUCACAGAUAUCACUGUCACAUCAGGCUUUGAGUCAUUGUGUCAGAUUCUGUUUCAGUCAUCUGUUAGAUUAUUUAAAAAUGCUGUGAAGCGGUAAUCUUCAGGCAAAAUAAAAGGAAAUGCAAAAUAAAAACCAAUUCUGAAUUUUGUAACUGUUAUUACAUUAGUGCCAAAUAUUUUGCAAUUAUCCAUAAUUUUACCUUUAAAUCAAUUAAAUAUAUUCUUUUAUAAUAUUCAGUUAAUGUUUACUA